Messenger RNA from Acinonyx jubatus (cheetah), 5058 nucleotides. RefSeq lists its product as uncharacterized. Lineage: Eukaryota; Metazoa; Chordata; Mammalia; Carnivora; Felidae. Gene Ontology annotation, biological process: viral process. The transcript has a single exon. The record is from RefSeq and is a predicted model, not a curated record. Bases 133 to 1098 code for a protein of 321 amino acids.
GAGAUUCUUGUUGGCUCUUGUUUUUCUCUCGUGCGUCGGAUGCUUUAUCGGAAUUAAGUGUUUUCUCGCCUAAUCAGAAUUAAUUAUCCCAUCCUUUGUUUCUCUCCUUUCCUUUUUCCUCAGAAGCAUAACAUGGGCCAAACGCAGAGCACCCCUCUCUCCCUCCUUCUUGCCAACUUCAGGGACGUAAAAGCUAGAGGACACAACUUAAGCCUAGACAUUUGCAAGGGAAAGUUGAUCACCUACUGCCGCUCUGAAUGGCCUACCUUUGGGGUCGAUUGGCCUAUAGAGGGAACCUUCUGCCUCCCUGUAGUCCUUAAAGUAAAAUCAAAAAUUUUCCUACCAGGGAAAGAAGGUCACUCGGAUCAGAUUCCCUAUAUUCUGGUGUGGCAAGAUUUAGUGGAAAGUCCACCUCCUUGGAUGGCCUCUUCCUUAACAGCAGGGUCAUGCCAAAUCCUAGCGGCUAAACCUAUCAACCCUCCCAAGCUGCUAACUCCAACUGCACCCCCUGUUCUCCCCGACAGCCAAGAUUUACUUUCCCUUGACCCUCCCCCUUACCAGAUUCCUCCUCUUAUUCCACAAGCCGCCCCUAUCCCUGCUCCCGACCCCAUUUCCCCUGCACCGGCAGAGCCUCCCAUAGCCCAGCCGAUAGAAGAACUAGAAAAUAGGGAGGCUCAACCCGCGCCCAUGUCUAAUGGGGGCGCAAUCCAAGGGCCGGCUGGGCGUACCCGUGGCCGGGCCCCACGUGAGCCAGGAUUCCGCCUCCCUGACUCCACCAUAGCUUUACCCUUACGGGAAAUAGGGCCUCCCGAUGAUACGGGGAACCCCCGACUUCAAUACUGGCCCUUCUCUACCAGUGACCUAUAUAACUGGAAAACCCAGAAUGCCCGAUUUUCUGACAACCCUAAAGAUUUAAUAAGUCUCUUAGCGUUAUGUUUACCCACCAACCCACCUGGGAUGAUUGUCAGCAGUUCCUCCGAAUCCUGUUCACCACCGAGGAGCGAGAAAGAAUUCAAUUGGAAGCAAGAAAGCUGGUUCCUGGAGAUGACGGCCAACCCACUGCUAACCUUGAUCUCAUUAAUGCAGCUUUUCCCUUGACCCGACCCCCACAGGAUGGCUGGGACUACAACACGGCAGAAGGUAGGGGAUGGCUACGCAUUUAUCGCCAGACUCUAAUGGCGGGUCUCCGGGCUGCUGCACGCAAGCCCACUAAUUUGGCAAAAGUGUAUUCAGUAAUACAAGGUAAGACAGAGAGCCCUGCCGCAUAUUUAGAAAGAUUAAUGGAAACCUUCAGACAGUAUACCCCCAUGAACCCCGAGGCCCCCGAAAAUCCAGCUGCUGUUGUAAUGGCCUUUGUAAAUCAGGCAGCCACUGAUAUUAAAAAGAAACUCCAGAAGCUAGAGGACCUGGAGGGAAAACAGAUUCAGGACUUACUCCGCAUUGCCCAGCGUGUCAAUAAUAAUAGAGAGACUCCAGAGGACAGGCAACUUAAAGCUACCGAAAAAAUGACCAAAGUCCUGGCUGCUGUUGUCCAAAAGCCCCUGGAUAAAGACCAAUGUGCCUAUUGCAAAGAAAAAGGCCAUUGGGCCCGAGAAUGCCCUAAAAAGAAAAAGCCACGUCAUAAUCAAAAACCGUGGCAGCCAAAAACCACACCCGCCCUCUUCACUCAAGAUGCAGAAUAGGGGGGACGGGGUUCGGAUCCCCUCCCCGAACCUAGGGUAACGCUACAAGUGGAAGGGAACCCAGUUCAAUUCCUAGUCGACACAGGGGCACAACAUUCGGUCUUGAUCAGAUCCCAUGGAAAAAUUUCUGAAAAAUCUUCCUGGGUCCAAGGGGCUACCGGAAUAAAAAAAUAUCCCUGGACCACCCAGAGGACUGUGGACCUAGGAAAUGGAAAGGUCACCCAUUCCUUCCUAGUCAUCCCCGACAGCCCCUGCCCCUUAUUAGGAAGAGACUUGCUCACUAAAAUGGGGGCCCAGAUUCAUUUUACGCCAGGGGGCCCCCAAGUGACUGGCCCUCACAACCAACCCAUGACCAUACUUACUCUAAGUUUAGAAGAUGAAUAUCGACUCCAUCAGGAGCCACCCUCACAAAGUCAAAACAUAGAGCCCUGGCUCCAGCAGUUUACAGAAGCAUGGGCUGAAACCGGGGGUAUGGGGUUGGCUAAACAUCGCCCGGCUCUAUUCAUAGAGCUGAAACCGGGGGCAGAUCCAGUUCGGGUCCGACAAUACCCGAUGUCAAUGGAGGCCAGAAAUGGCAUCACGCCACAUAUCCGUCGCCUCCUAGACUUAGGCAUCUUGCGUCCCUGCCAUUCAGCCUGGAACACCCCCCUGCUGCCUGUACGAAAACCUAACAGUGCAGACUACCGUCCGGUACAAGAUCUGAGAGAAGUUAACCGCCGAGUCAUGGACAUACACCCAACAGUACCCAACCCCUAUACCCUCCUAAGUGCCCUCAGCCCAGAAAGACAAUGGUAUACUGUCCUUGAUUUGAAAGAUGCUUUUUUCAGCCUGCCUCUGGCCCCCAAAAGCCAAGAGCUCUUCGCCUUCGAGUGGUCCGACCCUGAGAGGGGCAUAAAUGGGCAACUCACCUGGACCCGGCUCCCCCAAGGAUUUAAAAACUCACCCACCUUGUUCAAUGAGGCACUUCACGAGGAUCUGGGCGAGUACCGGAAUCAAAACCCCGAAGUGACUCUCUUGCAGUACGUCGAUGAUCUUUUAAUUGCCGCUGAGACUGCCGAAGCUUGCUUGCAAGGCACCAGGAACCUCCUCCGGACACUUGGUGCCCUGGGGUACUGGGCUUCAGCAAAGAAAGCCCAAAUUUGCAGAUCCGAGGUAACCUACUUGGGGUAUCUGUUAAGAGAAGGCCAACGAUGGCUCACUGAUGCACGGAAGGAAACCGUCCUCCGCAUCCCCCGACCCACAACGCGAAGGCAGGUGAGAGAAUUCCUGGGAUCGGCCGGGUUCUGCCGCUUGUGGAUACCUCGGUUCGCCGAGAUGGCUAAGCCUCUUUACCUGGUCACCCGAGAACAGGCGCCCUUUGAGUGGACAGAGGAAACUGAGUAGGCUUUCCAGCAAAUUAAACUCGCCCUGUUGUCGGCGCCAGCCUUAGGGCUCCCCGAUGUCUCCAAACCCUUUCAUCUCUUCGUAGAUGAAAAUAAGGGGGUAGCCAAAGCAGUGCUGAUGCAACUCCUUGGUCCAUGGCCCAGGCCCGUUGCCUAUCUUUCAAAAAGACUAGACCCAGUAGCGGCUGGCUGGCCCCCUUGCCUCCGUAUGAUCGCUGCUACAGCUCUAAUGGUAAAGGAUGCUGAUAAGUUAACUAUGGGACAAGAGUUACAUGUUACAACCCCUCAUGCCAUCGAGGGAGUCCUCAAACAACCUCCUGACCGAUGGAUAAGUAAUGCCCAACUGGUUCACUACCAGGGACUAUUAUUAAAUCCCCUCAGAAUCAUUUAUGCUCCCCCCCGAACACUAAACCCUGCCUCCCUGUUACCAGACCCAGACUUGGAUACCCCCCUCCAUGACUGCGCUGAGAUAUUGGCACAGGUUCAUGGAGUUCGGGAAGAUUUACAGGAUCACCCGCUACCAGACGCCGAGGUUACCUGGUUCACUGACGGCAGCAGCUUUGUACAUCAGGGUCAAAGAUACGCGGGGACAGCAGUCACAACUGAAACUGAGACUGUUUGGGCAGAGCCUUUGCCAGCUAGCACCUCUGCCCAACGGGCUGAACUUGUGGCCUUAACCAAGGCACUGACUUUGGGAAAAGACAAGAGACUAAACGUGUAUACCGAUAGCAGAUAUGCUUUUGCUACGGCCCACAUACAUGGAGCUAUAUACAGAGAGAGGGGAGUGUUAACUGCAGAGGGGAAAACCAUCAAAAACAAAGAAGAAAUAUUGGCUCUUUUAAAGGCACUCUGGCUGCCUAAACGACUAGCCAUCAUACAUUGCCCAGGCCACCAAAAACCGAUCACACCGGUGGCCAGAGGAAAUAAUUUGGCUGACCAGGUGGCCCGAGAGGUGCCCUUACAGGUGGACUAUACUUUAAUGACCACCCUACCAGACCCCGGUUCAGCUAGUUUACCAGGAAGUCCCACCUACACUAAAGAAGACCUAAACUGGAUCCAAAAAUUGCCUUUGACUCAGAGCCUUAACGGAUGGUGGAGAGCAGCAGACUGUAGCAUAAUCCUCCCAGAAGAAAUGGGAAAUAAAGUCUUAUCCAAGAUGCACCGAGCCACUCAUAUGGGCACAAGAAAAAUGCAAGACUUAAUGAGACAUGCUAGGAUCACCAUUAAAGUCUCCAGGACAAAAAUUGAACAGAUAGUUGCUAGCUGUAAAGCUUGCCAACUAACUAAUGCCACCAACCACGGGAAAAACCCUGGCUCCAGGACCCGCGGAACCAGGCCGGGAGCCUAUUGGGAAGUAGACUUCACCGAGGUAAAGCCUGGAAAAUAUGGAUAUAAAUAUUUGUUAGUGUUUAUAGAUACCUUUUCAGGAUGCACAGAGGCCUUCCCCACCAAGCAUGAGACUGCGCAGGUAGUAGCAAAGAAAAUGUUAGAAGACAUCAUGCCCAGGUACGGAUUCCCUACCCUAAUAGGAUCAGACAACGGACCAGCAUUCAUUUCAAAGGUAAUACAAGGGAUAGCGCAGUUUAUUGGGGCUGAUUGGAAACUACAUUGUGCAUAUAGACCCCAAAGCUCAGGACAGGUAGAAAGAAUAAAUAGAACGCUAAAAGAGACCUUGACUAAAUUGACCAUGGAGACUGGCGCUAACUGGGUAGUCUUACUCCCCUACGCUCUGUUCAGGGUGUGAAACUCCCCCUACAAACUGGGAUUAACCCCCUUUGAAAUCAUGUAUGGAGUACCCCCUCCUAUAAUUCCCAACCUACAGUCUAAUGUGUUAACUGAAUUUGAUGAUCAUAAACUUCUUAUUUCCCUGAGGGAACUCCAGCGCACCCACCAGGAAGUUUGGCCCAGACUGAGAGCCAUUUAUGAGACCGGGCCCCCUCCUGAGCCGCAUCACUACCGACCCAGAGACCGGGUAUAUGUGUGGAGACAUAAGC